Messenger RNA from Mytilus californianus (California mussel), 3021 nucleotides. Its product is annotated as tetratricopeptide repeat protein 29-like. The record is from RefSeq and is a predicted model, not a curated record. Gene Ontology annotation, molecular function: protein binding. Bases 84 to 1529 code for a protein of 481 amino acids. The transcript has 11 exons. Lineage: Eukaryota; Metazoa; Mollusca; Bivalvia; Mytilida; Mytilidae.
UACCCUUAGCAACGGCAAUUUUUAAUGGUGGAAAUGUGAUAUCUUUUUUUUUUCUUGUUUAUAUAGGUUAGGGAACUGUGAUCAUGGCGGCGACGUUGCCGCCCAUAAACAACAGAGGGCAGAAUGGUGUUGGGAAUAGAAAUGUUUUUAUGCCCACUCCACCUAGAGGCCCACCUAGUGGCAGAUUACAGCCUAUUAAGGUACCAGGCAAAGCUGAAAGGGAUUUGUUUUUUAAGCAAGAAAAAUUAAGACAACAACAACCUGAAUUGAGCAAAAAGCAGACCACAAGGUUCAGAAAUUCAUAUAAACAUAACUUGUGUUUGGACAUGCUACAAGAUGGAUAUCAUAAAUCAUUCAGUGAACUUUUUGCACUUAUAAAACAACAAGAAGAAGAAAGACAAAGACAAGGUGAAGAGUCAUUGAUGUGGACAAUGGUCAUGUUAAAAGACCAACAUGAAAAACUGGACAUGUUAAAACAACAUUUGUGUAAAGCCGAAGAAGCUGAAAGAAAAGGUGAUUUUGGUGAAGUAUACAGAAGUAGAUAUGAACUUGCCAGGUAUUUUCAAUCAGGGGGAGAUAAGUGGUUGGCUGAUCAUUUUUUUACAACUUGUUUACAAACCAGUGCCCAGGUCAAAGGUGAUAAUGGAAAAACACAAGCACAAGGAUAUUUAAAUGUUGGAUUAGCUUUAGAGGAACAAGGAGAUGUUUUAUCAGCUGCUGAACAUUUUGAAGCUUAUUAUAAACUUUCUGUGGACCAUAGAGAAUGGAUACAGGCAGAUAACUUAACAUUCCACACAGAUGCUUGUAUCAAUUUGUGGAGGAUUUAUUCUUCAAUAGCUGCUAGUAUAGAGGAGGAAGAUUCACAAGAAUCUUUAGAUUAUUUGAUAAAGGCCCUCAAGUUAGCUACAGAAAGUCAAGACAAAGAGUUACAAGGUAUAGCAUCAUACAGAUUAGGGCAUGCUUAUGAACAGAAUGGAGAUGGAGAGACUGCUCUAUUGCAUUUAAAUGAAUAUUUGAAAAUUUGUACAGCUGAGAGUGACAGUGAAGGAAUUGGUAAAGCUUGUGAUGCAAUCGCAAAGGCUUAUGCAAAACAAGGUAAAGUUGAAGAAAGUAUCACCUACCUGAAGAAAUUUGUUGAAGUCGCUGAGAAAAGUGGAGAGGAAGUGGCUCUUAGCAAAGCUUGUCAUAACUUAGGAAACAUAUUUAAUUCUCUGGGUCGAUAUUCAGAGGCAACAGAAUAUUUCAGUAAAUCUUACAAUUUGUCACGGUCCCUGGGAGACAAAGAAGCCAUCAGUACAAACAGGGUACAGUUUGGUAUUGCUAUGGCCCACAAGAUGAUGAAAGGAUUAGACAGUCACACAGUAAUGGGAACUCGUCCUGCGUUGGAAAGAUUGAUCGAAUGGAAGAAUGCUAGAGUUGAUGAUUUUGAAAAACCCUUCCCAGAACCUAUCCCUGAAUGGGAGCUUAGAAAAAGAAGAGCCAAAACCCAGAGAGCCAACGCCCCCACCACCACAGUCUCAAGUGACUGAGGAAACUGAACAAGAGCCACAAGAGGAGGAGAAGGUAGACGAUAGCAAAACUAAAUCUGAGUUGACUGAUGAUACAUCAUCUGUCACUGAAACUACCGCUAGCUGAAAUACUACAGACAAUUAACAUAUCAUUGUACAAAUAUAUGUCGAUUCAGUAUUAAAUCAAAGAUUUUCUGCUGAAUAUUUUGGUUAUUUCAAAGCAAAGAAUUAAUAGUUACAAAGUCAAAGGUUUCUUCCAAUUUAAAAAGGCAAGAUAAUGCUUUUAUAUCCCUUCCCCGAAAAAAAACCCUAUAAUUAGAAGGUACAAUAGUCCCUUUUAGUAUUCCUUUUCCAAUGGAUAUCUUAUGAUAUUGGUGAAAUUUUAGUAUUUUCUCUAUGCUGUCUUUUCAUUUAAUAUCAUCAGAAGUUUUUACUGAAAAGGAGUGCAGGAUGUAAUAUAAAUACUGAUAUUCGUUUUUAGUAGGCUUAAAAUUUCAAACUUUUUUCCUUAUUAUUACAAGAUGUCCUUGCUAGCAACUUAUUUCCACAACUUAGAUUUUUUUUUAAAAGUAUAUCUAUUUGAAAAGCUGUAGGGAAUUCUGUAUGUCAUCAUUCUUUUAAAUAUCAGCAGUUUAAUUUCAUUUAUGAAUUUUCUCAUUCUUGUACAUUAUACUUAAUUGGCAGCAUUAGAAAUUACCUUAAAUCUUUUCUGUCUUCCAGUCUUAAUCUUGAAUGAACUUAAAUAGGUGCCUUUUUUGUAUUUUGAUCUAUUGUGAGUGGCUUGUCAAAUUUUGUAAUGCUCUGUUCUUUCUUUCUUUUUUUCAACAAUAAAAGGAAAUUUAUUUUUAUAUUUAGCCUUUGUUUUAUUGUUAUAUCAAUGUGCAUUACUUCAUUUCAUAUUUUAUGAAUUAUUAUAUAUUUAUUUAUAUGGAAAAUUUAAGAUAUUCCGUCCAUUUUAACUUGAAUAUACAGAAAAUCAAUUUAGAGGUUCUGUAUCGAGUUGUAUUACAAUUCUGUUUACAUUUUUUGUUUUCAUUUUAAGUGCUGCUUUUAAAAUUGUCGAUAGGAUGUAUUUUUAUUUAUGAAAUGUUUUCAGAGAUAAAGCACUUUAAAACAAAAUUUGUAUGUCAGAGAUAACUGUUCUUUAAUGCAAAAUUUGCUUGAUUAAGUUCCUAUGAAACAAAAUAGGUCAAUACUAAUUUAAAGUCCUAUUUUAAAUAAAAGUGUUUCAUUUUCCUACUUAAUAUAUUUCUCAGAAAAGAAAGUGACAAAUAAUAUUUCAUGAUUAGGGACACUAUCGUCACAGGUCAAAGUAGUUUGACAUGUCUGAAUGGAUUUAGUUUUAAAGGAAGAGUUGAUUUGUUUUGUAUUCUGUGAUAUAUUUAACUGAUAUGUAAUAAAACAUAUAUUUUCAUUCAUGUUAUUUACUGAUCUUUCAUAUACAAAUUGUUACAUAUGUAAGUGUAUGGAGAUUAAUUCAUUAGAACAUUUAAAGAAUAAAGAUUAAAAAGUA